Messenger RNA from Castor canadensis (American beaver), 3550 nucleotides. The record is from RefSeq and is a predicted model, not a curated record. NCBI's taxonomy places the organism in Eukaryota, Metazoa, Chordata, Mammalia, Rodentia, Castoridae.
CUUCACCACCACUACAUUUCCGACUUUGCUUUCCAGCACGUGGGAUACUGGGAUGGUGAGCACCAGGUGGGCUGCCACCCUUUCUCACAUGAUGCUCACUGCACCUCUGCUGCCUGCAUUAGACCUGGCCUCAUCUGUCUGGACCAGACCAAUUUUGAAGAAAGGGUACAGACAGAAAUUGGAAUUAUCAGAUAUAUAUCAAAUUCCUUCUGCUGAUUCUGCUGACAAUCUAUCUGAAAAGCUGGAAAGAGAAUGGGAUAGAGAGUUGGCUUCAAAGAAAAAUCCCAAACUCAUUAAUGCCCUUCGGCGAUGCUUUUUUUGGAGAUUUGUGUUCUAUGGAAUCUUACUAUAUUUAGGGGAAGUCACCAAAGCAGUACAGCCUCUCUUACUGGGAAGAAUCAUAGCUUCCUAUGAUCCAGAUAACCAGGCUGAACGCUCCAUCGCCAUCUACCUAGCCAUAGGCUUAUGCCUGCUUUUCAUUGUGAGGACACUGCUCCUACAUCCAGCCAUUUUUGGCCUUCAUCACAUUGGAAUGCAGAUGAGAAUAGCUAUGUUCAGUUUGAUUUAUAAAAAGACUUUAAAGCUGUCAAGCCGUGUUCUAGAUAAAAUAAGUAUUGGACAACUUGUUAGUCUUCUUUCCAACAACCUGAACAAAUUUGAUGAAGGACUUGCCUUGGCACAUUUUGUGUGGAUUGCUCCUCUACAAGUAACUGUCCUGAUGGGACUGCUCUGGGAUUUGCUACAGGCCUCUGCCUUCUGUGGCCUGGCUUUCUUGAUAGUUCUUGCCCUCCUUCAAGCAGGAUUAGGGAGAAAGAUGAUGAAGUACAGAGAUCAGAGAGCUGGAAAGAUCAAUGAGAGACUCGUGAUCACCUCAGAAAUGAUUGAAAAUAUCCAGUCCGUUAAGGCAUACUGCUGGGAAGAAGCGAUGGAAAAAAUGAUUGAAAAUCUAAGACAAACAGAACUGAAAUUCACCCGGAAGGCAGCCUAUGUGAGAUACGUCAAUAGCUCAGCCUUCUUCUUCUCAGGGUUCUUUGUGGUGUUUUUAUCUGUGCUUCCCUAUGCACUGAUCAAAGGAAUCAUCCUUCGAAAAAUAUUCACAACCAUCUCAUUCUGCAUUGUCCUGCGUAUGGCAGUCACUCGACAAUUCCCCUGGGCUGUACAAACAUGGUAUGACUCUCUUGGAGCAAUAAACAAAAUACAGGAUUUCUUACAAAAGCAAGAGUAUAAGGUAUUGGAAUAUAACCUAACAACUACAGAAGUAGUGAUGGAGAAUGUAACAGCCUUUUGGGAAGAGGGAUUUGGGGAAUUAUUUGAGAAAGCAAAACUAAACAAUGACAGAAAGAUUUCCAAUGGUGAUAGCAACCUGUUCUUCAGUAACUUCUCCCUUCUUGGCACUCCUGUCCUGAAAGACAUCAACUUCAAGAUAGAGAAAGGACAGUUGUUGGCAGUUGCUGGAUCCACUGGAGCAGGCAAGACUUCACUCCUAAUGAUGAUUCUGGGAGAAUUGGAGCCAUCAGAGGGUAAAAUUAAGCACAGUGGAAGAAUUUCAUUCUGCUCUCAGUUUUCCUGGAUCAUGCCUGGCACCAUCAAAGAGAAUAUCAUCUUUGGUGUUUCCUAUGAUGAGUAUAGAUAUAGAAGUGUCAUCAAAGCAUGCCAACUGGAAGAGGACAUCUCCAAGUUUGCAGAGAAAGAUAAUAUAGUUCUUGGAGAAGGUGGAAUCACACUGAGUGGAGGUCAGCGUGCAAGAAUUUCUUUAGCAAGAGCAGUAUACAAAGAUGCUGAUUUGUACCUAUUAGAUUCCCCUUUUGGAUACCUAGAUGUUUUAACUGAGAAACAGAUAUUUGAAAGCUGUGUCUGUAAGUUGAUGGCUAACAAAACUAGGAUUUUGGUCACUUCUAAAAUGGAACAUUUAAAGAAAGCUGACAAAAUAUUAAUUUUACAUGAGGGUAGAAGCUAUUUUUAUGGGACAUUUUCUGAACUACAAAAUCUACGGCCCGACUUUAGUUCAAAACUCAUGGGAUUUGAUUCCUUCGACCAGUUUAGUGUGGAAAGAAGAAAUUCAAUCCUAACUGAGACCUUACGCCGCUUCUCAUUAGAAGGAGACACUUCUGUCUCCUGGAAUGAAACCAGAAAACAAUCUUUUAAACAGACUGGAGAGUUUGGGGAAAAAAGGAAGAACUCUAUUCUCAAUCCAAUAAACUCUGUAAGGAAAUUUUCAAUUGUACAAAAGACUCCAUUACAGAUGAACGGCAUCGAAGGGGAUUCUGAUGAGUCGUCAGAGAGAAGGCUGUCUCUGGUUCCAGAUUCUGAGCAAGGAGAUGCAAUCCUACCUCGCAGCAAUGUGAUCAACACAGGCCCCACAUUUCAGGGCCGGAGGAGACAGUCUGUUCUGAACUUGAUGACACACUCAGUCAGCCAGGGCCAGAGCAUCCACCGGAAGACAACAGCCGCCACACGAAAAAUGUCCCUUGCCCCGCAGACCAGCUUUACUGAGAUGGAUAUAUAUUCAAGACGGCUAUCUCAAGAGAGUGGCUUAGACAUCAGUGAAGAGAUUAAUGAAGAAGACUUAAAGGAAUGCUUUUUUGAUGAUAUAGAGAACAUACCAACAGUGACCACUUGGAACACAUACCUCCGAUAUAUUACUGUCCAUAAGAGCUUAAUUUUUGUGCUCAUUUGGUGCUUAGUUAUUUUUCUGGCUGAGGUGGCUGCUUCUUUGGUUGUGUUGUGGUUACUCAGAAACAACCCUCCUCAAGAUGAAAGGAACACUACUAAAAGUGGAAAUAGCAGUUACGCUGUGAUUAUCACCAACACCAGCUUCUAUUACAUUUUUUACAUUUAUGUGGGAGUGGCUGACUCUUUGCUUGCUCUGGGGUUAUUCAGAGGUUUGCCACUGGUGCAUACACUAAUCACAGUGUCGAAAAUUUUACACCAGAAAAUGUUGCAUUCUGUUCUUCAAGCACCCAUGUCGACCCUCAACACAUUGAAAACAGGUGGAAUUCUUAAUAGAUUCUCCAAAGAUAUAGCAAUUUUGGAUGAUCUUCUGCCUCUUACCAUAUUUGACUUCAUCCAGUUGUUAUUAAUUGUGAUCGGAGCUGUAGCAGUUGUCUCAGUUUUACAACCCUACAUCUUCCUGGCAACUGUGCCAGUGAUAGCAGCUUUUGUUAUGCUUCGGGCAUACUUCCUCCAUACUUCACAGCAGCUCAAACAACUAGAAUCUGAAGGUAGGAGUCCAAUUUUCACUCAUCUUGUUACAAGCUUAAAAGGACUAUGGACACUUCGUGCUUUUGGACGGCAGUCUUACUUUGAAACUCUGUUCCACAAAGCUCUGAAUUUACAUACUGCCAACUGGUUCUUGUAUCUAUCAACACUGCGCUGGUUCCAAAUGAGAAUAGAAAUGGUUUUUGUCAUCUUCUUCAUUAUUGUUACCUUCGUUUCCAUUUUAACAACAGGUGAAGGAGAAGGAUCAGUUGGUAUUAUUCUAACUUUAGCCAUGAAUAUCAUGAAUACAUUGCAGUGGGCUGUAAACUCCAGUAUUGAUGUGGAUAGCUUG